Acaromyces ingoldii is the source of this 1117-nucleotide messenger RNA. RefSeq lists its product as hypothetical. Gene Ontology annotation, biological process: nucleosome assembly. Gene Ontology annotation, molecular function: histone binding; chromatin binding. Bases 199 to 999 code for a protein of 266 amino acids. The record is from RefSeq and is a predicted model, not a curated record. Gene Ontology annotation, cellular component: nucleus; chromatin. The transcript is spliced from 2 exons. NCBI's taxonomy places the organism in Eukaryota, Fungi, Basidiomycota, Exobasidiomycetes, Exobasidiales, Cryptobasidiaceae.
CUCACAUCUGCUUCUGGUGCAACACGAAGUUGCAGGCUCAAUCUGGUGAUUACGUAAUGCUGCUGCACGUGUCCAUAGCGGGCUUGGAAUUUUUUUGAUGUGGACGCUGGAGCCAUCCGUUCUUCUCACCAGCCCACGUACGCAUCCGCACACUACCAUCCAACCACGCAGCUCACCGCCAUCCACACUCUCACUACCAUGGCUGACACCAAGGAAAUCGAGCAGGAGCUGCCCGAGUCGAUCUUCAACGAGUUCGACGAGGAGACGUCCAAGAAGGUCGGAGCCCUGACCGAGGCUUUUGACCAGGCCGAGGCAGACAUCAUCAAGUACUCGACGGAGCUCUACACGCCCCUCUACGCCCAGCGCGAUGAGCUCGCUGCGACGAUUCCCAAGUUCUGGUCGACGGCGCUGAUCAACUGCUUCACCAUGUUCCGCUACGUCGACGAGGAGGACCAGGCCGUGCUCGAGCACCUCCAGACGAUCAAGCUGCACCGCGACGCCAAGGAUCCCCGCGCCGUCGGUAUCGAGUUUGUUUUUGCCCCCAACGAGUUCUUCACCAACACGACGCUCCGCAAGGACUUUGAGCUGACAAAGGACUCGGACAAGCUGCCCCACUUUGAGCUCUCGAGCGACACGACGACAAAGAAGGUCGCGAUCGACUGGAAGAGCGACGAGGUGAACCAGUGCAAGAAGCGGCCCACCAAGGGCUCCAUCGAGGACGACUUUGAGCCCGGGAGCUUCUUUAGCAGCUUCUUUGACUCGGACGACGUCGAGAUUGCCGGUGGCAUUGCCGACCAGCUCGUCAACGACCUCUACCCCAGGGCCCUCGAGUUCUACACUGGCGAGGCCUGCGUUCUCGGGGACGACUUUGACGACGACGAGCUUGAGAUCGACGACGACGAAGACGAGGACGAGGACGAGGAGGAAGAGGCAGAGGAGGCAGAGGAGAAGGCCGACGGCGCCGCAAACGGCAGGCCGGCCAAGAAGGCCAAGAACUAAGGGAGAUGUUCACCCGCCGCUGUAUCUAUAACCAAGGGAAAACAAAAUGAGAAUUGCUUCUUCGUCGUCUAAGGCGUAUUGGAUGGGAGAAUGUGCAGUGUUUGCAUAGCUGUGAUGA